Brassica oleracea var. oleracea is the source of this 2864-nucleotide messenger RNA. Its product is annotated as probable disease resistance protein At1g15890. Bases 99 to 2642 code for a protein of 847 amino acids. The record is from RefSeq and is a predicted model, not a curated record. NCBI's taxonomy places the organism in Eukaryota, Viridiplantae, Streptophyta, Magnoliopsida, Brassicales, Brassicaceae. The transcript has 2 exons. Gene Ontology annotation, molecular function: ADP binding; ATP hydrolysis activity; protein binding.
AUUAGCUGGAGGCUUACUAUUUUCUCAUCUAAGUCAAUCAAAAUUAUCGUUGUCCUCUUUCUCUUGUCCAUUCAACAAAGCAGUGAGUUUGAGCAAAUAUGGGAGGGUGUGUAUCAGUAGAUAUACCAUGUGAUCAAGUGGUGAGUCAAACCUACAGAUGCUUAUUUGGGGAUGGAAAUCACAUCCACAUGAUGAAGCCAAAUCUCGAGGCUCUGGAUACAGCUACGCGAGAACUUAGAGAAAGGCGAGUUGAUCUGUCAAGAAGAGUUUCCCUAGAAGAAGAUAAAGGUUUGGAGCGGCUUGCUAAAGUAGAAGGAUGGUUGUCAAGGGCAGAAAGUAUUGACUCUGAGGUCAGUGAUCUGCUUAGGGAGGAACCAACUGAAACAAAGAGAUUGUGUCUUUUUGGAUAUUGUUCAAAAAAUUGCAUAUCAAGCUGUAAGUAUGGUAAAAAGGUAUCGAAGAAGUUGGAAGAAGUUAAAGAGCUUCUAUCUAAAGGAGUUUUUGAAGAAUUGGCCGAGAAAAGACCUGCAUCAAAGGUGGUGAAGAAAGAUAUCCAAACAACAAUAGGUUUGGAUUCAAUGGUCGGAAAGGCAUGGGACAGCAUCAUGAAACCUGAAGGAAGAACUUUAGGUAUUUAUGGCAUGGGGGGAGUUGGGAAAACAACCCUCUUAACUCAUAUCAACAACAAAUUGGACAAAGAGGUGAAUGGAUUUGAUGUUGUGAUAUGGGUUGUGGUCUCUAAAGAUUUGCAAUACAAGGUGAUUCAGGAUCAGAUUCUAAGAAGAUUACGUGCUGACCAAGAAUUGGAAAAGGAAACAGAAGAGAAGAAAGCAUCUUUCAUAGACAAUAUCCUAAGAAGAAAGAAAUUCAUACUGCUAUUAGAUGAUCUGUGGAGCGCGGUAGAUUUGAACAAGAUUGGAGUUCCACGUCCAACUCAAGAAAAUGGAUCGAAGAUAGUUUUCACCACUCGUUCAAAGAAAGUUUGCAGAGACAUGGAAGCUGACGAUGAGCUGAAAAUGGAUUGUUUGUCAACGAAUGAAGCGUGGGAACUGUUUCAAAAUGUAGUUGGAGAAGCCCCAUUAAAGAAGGAUCCGGAAAUUCUCACACUUGCAGAAAAGAUUUCCAAAAAAUGUCACGGCUUGCCACUUGCACUCAAUGUGAUUGGCAAAGCCAUGUCAUGUAAAGAGGAUGUACAUGAAUGGCGUCAUGCAAAUGAUGUUCUCAAAAGUUCCAGCCGCGAGUUUCCAGGUAUGGAAGAAAAUAUUCUAUCAGUUUUGAAGUUCAGCUAUGAUGGUUUAGAGGAUGAAAAGGUGAAAUCAUGCUUCCUAUACUGUUCGUUGUUCCCGGAAGAUUAUGAAAUAAAGAAGGAGGAGUUGAUCGAAUAUUGGAUCAAUGAAGGAUUUAUAAAUGGAAAGAGAGAUGAAGAUGGAAGUAACAACAAAGGUCAUGUUAUUAUUGGUUCGUUAGUUCGUGCGCAUCUAUUGAUGGAAUCAGAAACUACUGUGAAAAUGCAUGAUGUGUUACGUGAAAUGGCUCUUUGGAUAGGGUCUACGUCUGGAAAAGAGGAAGAAAAACAGUGCGUCAAAUCCGGUGUGAAGCUAAGCUGUAUACCAGAUGACAUCAACUGGUCAGUUUCGAGAAGGAUCUCGUUGAUGAGUAAUCAAAUUGAAAAGAUAUCUUGCUGUCCCAAAUGCCCCAACCUUUCCACUCUAUUUCUCAGGGAUAACGACUUGAAGGGUAUACCAGGUAAAUUUUUUCAGUUUAUGCCGUCCCUUAUCGUCUUGGAUCUUUCGCGUAACCGAAGUCUUAGGGACUUGCCGGAAGAAAUUUGCAGCUUGACUUCCUUGAAAUACCUCAACUUAUCAUACACACGUAUAAGUUCGUUAUCAGUUGGUUUGAAGGGGUUGAGCAAACUUAUAAGCCUGGACCUGGAGUUCACCAAGCUUAUAAGCAUUGAUGGGAUAGGAACAAGCUUACCAAAUCUUCAGGUGUUGAAACUAUAUCGUUCUCGUCAAUAUAUUGAUGCAAGAUCAAUUGAGGAGCUACAACUUUUAAAGCAUUUGAAGAUUUUAACAGGAAAUGUGACAGAUGCUUCAAUUUUGGAAAGUAUCCAAGGAGUGGAGGGACUGGUGCGUUGUGUUCAACGCCUUCGGAUUAUCAAUAUUUCCGCAAAGGAUUUAACAUUAAACAUGGUAGCUCUGGGUGGUCUUCGAGAACUUGAGAUUAUAAAUUCCAAGAUCUCUGAGAUAAAGAUAGAUUGGAAAUGCAAAGGGAAAGAAGAUCUUCCUUCUCCAUACUUCAAGCACCUCUUCAGUAUUGUUAUACAGGAUUUGGAAGGUCCAAAAGAAUUGAGCUGGUUAUUGUUUGCUCCAAAUCUCAAGCAUCUUGAGGUGAUACGUUCACCAAGCCUAGAAGAAAUAAUAAAUAAGGAGAAGGGAAUGAAUAUUAGCAAUGUGCAUCCUCCUGAUAUGACGGUUCCCUUUCCGAAGCUAGAAUCCCUCACUUUAAGGGGUUUGCCUGAAUUAGAGAGAAUAUCCUCAAGUCCCCAGGCCCUUCCAUCCCUGAAAGAUAUUGCUCACUGCCCAAAGCUGUCACUAGAGAGUUUCCAGGACACGAACAGGUAUGUUGAAAUUGAAGAAUGAGGCUCAGAAGCCCCGUUUCAUAUGUCAUAUGUGUGAGAGUGUAUCCUCUUAGUUUCUUAAACUUGGUUUUCGUUUUAUGUUCUGCUUUCGCUUGAAUGACAUUGUUGCAUUUCCACUUCUCUCCAGUUUGUAACCAUUUGAUACAGUUUCCUUAAAGCUUUUAUUUGUGUGUAUUCCGAUUCAUGUAUCUCUAAUAGCAAGAAAACGACAGUGGGUGAGCAA